This is a messenger RNA of Rhizoctonia solani, 1980 nucleotides long. RefSeq lists its product as uncharacterized. NCBI's taxonomy places the organism in Eukaryota, Fungi, Basidiomycota, Agaricomycetes, Cantharellales, Ceratobasidiaceae. The transcript has 8 exons. The coding region runs from base 1 to 1980 and encodes 659 amino acids. The record is from RefSeq and is a predicted model, not a curated record.
AUGGCUCCCCGUGGCAUCCUCAAACCCCCCAGUGUCUUUCCUUUGGAACAUGAGUUGCGAGGUCACGAAGGUGAGCGCACUCCCCACAUCUUCAUUUGUUCCAUGGCCGUCACAUGGCCAACUCACACGCGAGCAGAACCCCGCAAAACUCGCAGCCGUUCACGGUCUCGUGACCGCCGCCACGCCGAUGAAAUGGCCGUUGUCUCUAACGGGUACCAACGGGAACGUCUCCCGAGCGCUCAUAGUUCACGACUUCGAGCUCGUUCCAGACACCGCUCCAAGUCCCGAUCGCGACGACAUGUACGAUGGUCCGAACCAGUUGCAUUUGUCGUGAGUGACGGUACAGAUAUGCUCGUCCAGCAGCUCCGUCACCGUCGAUCGUCUCUUCCUGCGAUCCUGGAAGAUACACGAGCUAUCUUCAGGGAGAGUGUGCGUGAAAAAGACAAGAAAGAAAGCCGUAGUAGCGAUAAGGACUCAUCUAGUUCACGACACGCUCCGGACACAUUCCAUCCUUCUCAUUCGUCAUCUCCUCCCAGACGCCCACCGCUCAAGUCCACGCUUUCAACACCGGAUGUAGGGAAGGCUUCUCAGCUUGUUCCGUCACCUAAGCACCGUCGACGGAGAACGUCCCUUCCAAACGGCCUCGAGGCUGCACUGAAGGCCUCUUCUCACGCGCUCUGGCUUCCGCACCACACCGAGGGCCACUCUCAUGAACAUUCCUCAUCCCAUGGCAAGGAUCACCAUGACAAGGAUCACUCAGUGAAACAAGUUGAUGGUCGUAGUGUUUCUCACUCGAAGAACUCCAGCAGCGGGUCGCACUCUCGCCCUUCUACGAAUAGUCACUCGCGUUCCCGAACUUCCACGUCUCAUUCGCAUGCUUCCCAAACUCCUCGUCACUACGAUACUGUUCAACUGCCUCCUCACGUGCACGAACAGCCGCAUUUACGGGGCGGGGCGUCCUAUUUCUCAAAUCACAACUUCGUCGCACAUUACCGCCGCCUCCCACAAAUCAUCUAUUCCAAGUCUUCAAGGUCAUCGUCAUCCAAGUCAUCACCUCCAGAGAAGAUCACCCCACCAUUACCCUCUCCGGUUCCCUCCACCAAACCGUCGAUUGAACCUCAAACUCCCAAAUCGAUCCGUUCAAAUCUGUUUUCAUUCCCUACCAUUGACGACAUCUUUUCAAAAGAUGAAACAUCACAUUCGAUGAAGUCUGUCCGCCGUCUAUUCGGCUUGUCUACACCGAAGCACGAGCCUCGUAAACUUUCUGGCGAUGAAAUAUCCGUCAAGAAGAGCAAACACUCGAGAGGGCCCAGCAAGGAUCUCAAGGAAGACAACCCGACUCUUCGUUGUCAACCCGCCCGCUCGGGAGACUCUUCACCGGCUCGUCAUUCAUUUGAUUUGGGCACGUUUUCACUCCUGGAUGAUAUGCAUAUGCGCUGGACAACCGCAACUGCGCGUCAUUUCCUGCCCGUCUUGACCCCGGCUGAAAUUCAAACGUCUCAUCUCACCCUUACUCUGAACCCUGCAUUCACGACCAUUCACUGGGACAUUCGCCACCCACCCAACGCUGUAUGGUCCGUAAUCCCCGGUCGCAGGUCAGUUCUCUGGACUGGCCACAAUGAGCCGGCGACCGUACCACUUGUCCCAUCUCUUCGGAUCAUUUCACCGUACUUCCCUUGGCUUGUUUGGCGCGGAGAGUUUGAUAAGCUGCGUCCCGAAGACAAGACUCGUCUUGCCGCCGGCUAUCACGCGAACCGCCCUGCGAACGGAGCUCCCAAGACGGCCGACUCGCCCUUUGAUGCUGGCAGCUGGCUCGUUCGCGCUGAUUGGCUGGGGCGAUACACUGUGUUGCGUGGUAUGACUGUGAGCGAGGGAAAGGACAAGAACGGAUCCCCUCUGCCCGAUGUACUAUUGAACAUGUAUCUGACAGAGAAUCGUCGAGAGGCGGACAGGCAGGCCGUGGUCCUGGUUCGUCACUGA